AUCGAAGUCAUCAGUGGGUCAUCCAAGAUGGCGGCCACCCGUUCACGGAAAGUCGUAGAGUUGUUUUACGACGUGAUUUCUCCUUAUUCCUGGGUCGCUUUUGAGGUGCUUUGCAGGUACCAGAUGAGAUGGAACAUAGACCUGCAGCUCCGACCUUUCUUCAUAGGGGGCGUUUUUAAGGAGACUGGUAACAAACCGCCUGGCCUUGUGGCGGCAAAAUACGCCUACGUUCAACACGAUCUGAAGAGACUAGCGGACUUUUACAAGAUCCCAGUAAAGAUGCCCCCCAUGGAGAGACUGAUGAAGAGAGAGAACGUGAACUCUAACCGCCUGCUCACAGCCGUGAACCUGGACUGUCCGGAACACCUGGAGAAUCUGUCCAGAGAGCUGUGGAUGCGAGUGAUGUCACGUGACCAGGACAUUUCCCAGCCGGCUAGCCUGGAAACCGCAGCCACGGCUGCAGGCAUCCCGUCAGACACGACCCCACAGCUCCUCAGUAGAAUCAAUGAUGACGACGUGAAAGCCGCACUGAAGGCUACGACAAAUCAGGCGUUGUCUUACGGGGCCUUUGGUGCCCCCACCAUACUGGCACACGUGACGGAGACUCCCGUCAUGCUUUGGGGGUCGGACAGGUUUCCGCUGCUGGCGCACAUUCUGGGGGAACAGUGGGAGGGGCCUCUCACAGAGAUGGCUAAAUAUUGAACAGAAAACAAACUAACAAACAACGGAUGCUACCAGCAGGGAUAUGCCACUCAGAGAAAUGACUGUGUACCUUAAUGAAUUGUGGAAAUAGAAUAAAUCUAUAAGAUAAAGAUGUUUCCACUCACGUGGCUAUGACGUAAGUACUGACGUCCGCCAUAUUGGAUGGUUACAUUUAGAAAUUGCUAAAUUGUUUCACGAGAAGCGUUGAUCUACAGUAGUCAUACUUAGAUGUUGCGAACGUCGGAUAAAAUAUAUUUCAGUGCGUGUGUUUUUCGAAUUUCUAAACUGCCAAAGUUCCUAUUUUCCUGAAGAUAACUUUGCCUAAACUUCUAAUUCUCGGGAGUUUCGUACUGAGGUUGAGAUUGAGUCCUUACGGCAAUGCAGACUGCUGUGGUCUUAUCACUCCAAAUUAAACGCAUUUUGUUAAUGUAGAAAAAUAAUGUCGUGUAUUGACUUAAUGGCCAGGAAACUUGACAAUGUACAGACCUGUCCUUUAUUGAGUAUUCAGCUAUUAGCAGCAAGCAGUUUCUUUUAUUGCUACA
This is a messenger RNA of Branchiostoma belcheri (Belcher's lancelet), 1244 nucleotides long. RefSeq names its product glutathione S-transferase kappa 1-like. The coding region runs from base 28 to 702 and encodes 224 amino acids. Gene Ontology annotation, molecular function: glutathione peroxidase activity; glutathione transferase activity. The record is from RefSeq and is a predicted model, not a curated record. The transcript has 5 exons. Gene Ontology annotation, biological process: glutathione metabolic process. Lineage: Eukaryota; Metazoa; Chordata; Leptocardii; Amphioxiformes; Branchiostomatidae. Gene Ontology annotation, cellular component: mitochondrion; peroxisome.